This is a messenger RNA of Phytomonas sp. Hart1, 984 nucleotides long. The record is from the annotation of a GenBank genome assembly. NCBI's taxonomy places the organism in Eukaryota, Euglenozoa, Kinetoplastea, Trypanosomatida, Trypanosomatidae.
AUGAUCCGGCAGAUGCGGGGGGUCCCGGGGGUCACCCCGGAGCGCCUCGCGGCCGCCGCCAAGGUCCGACACUGCGCGCUCUCCCUCGUCGGGGAGCCGAUUAUGUAUCCGCAAAUUAAUAAAUUUUGCGAGCUCCUGCACGAGGAGGGGAUUUCGUCCUUUAUGGUCACCAACGCCCAGUUCCCGGAGCAGCUGCGCGCGCUGGUGCCGGUCACGCAGCUCUACCUCUCCGUCGACGCCGCCACCCCGGAGGAGCUCAAGCGCAUCGACCGCCCGCUCUUCGAGGACUACUGGGAGCGAUGCCUCGCCUGCGUGCGGGAGCUGCGGAAAAAACGACAGCGAACGGUCUUUCGCCUGACUAUGGUGAACGCGUACAACAACGAGAACCACGGGGCAUACGCGGACCUGGUGGAGAUGGCGUGGCCGGACUUUGUCGAGGUGAAGGGGGUGACCUACUGCGGCACAAGCGCGACGAGCACGCUGACGAUGAAGGAUAAUGUCCCACGACACGACGAGGUCAUUACGUUUUGUGAACGGCUCUGUGAUGAGCUCGCGCGGCGGCGGCCUGGGUAUCACUCGCCUUCCAUGACGGCGGAGGCCUGCCCAUUGACGCCGAAUGAUGAUCCGGAGGUGGUGGUGCUCCCUGCGGGGGCAGAAAAUCGACCUUAUCAUAUCGCCUGCGAGCAUGAACACAGCUGCUGCGUGCUGAUCGCGCUCGAUAAGUUUUAUUUCAACCAGCGCUGGCAUACCUGGAUUGACUACGAUAAAUUUAAUAAGCUGGUGAAGGCUUUCGAGGAACGACGAAAGGAACUCGAAGAAAAUGGAGAGGGGGAAAAUGAUAUGGACGAGUUCACUUCACUCGAUUACGUCGAACCGACGCCGUUGUGGGCAACUUAUCAGUCAAAAGAAAGAGGGUUUGAUCCAAAUCAAACGCGUGUUUUGCGGAAGAAUGGAAGGCCUACGAUGAUUACCUCUGGAUGUUGA